Messenger RNA from Vigna radiata var. radiata (mung bean), 1905 nucleotides. Its product is annotated as probable protein phosphatase 2C 59. Gene Ontology annotation, biological process: protein dephosphorylation. Gene Ontology annotation, cellular component: cytosol; nucleus. Gene Ontology annotation, molecular function: cation binding; protein serine/threonine phosphatase activity. The record is from RefSeq and is a predicted model, not a curated record. The transcript has 8 exons. Bases 427 to 1434 code for a protein of 335 amino acids. Lineage: Eukaryota; Viridiplantae; Streptophyta; Magnoliopsida; Fabales; Fabaceae.
GUGGAACAAACAAAACCAUGAAGCUAACUUGAACUUAAAACGAAACAGAAUCCACCCUGUUUUCUCACCUUUGUUGUAACCUCUUCUCCUUUCUCUCUCUUCUUUGUGUCAUGCAAUUUCUUCCCUGUUCUCUUUCUCGGGUACUUCCCCUCUUUGUCUCUCUCUCUAACUGCAGGGUAUCCCGUGUUCAAUAAUUAUUCUCACCAAAUCCCAACCCAGUUCUGAAUUUGAUUUGGUUAACGAUACCAAGAUCCAAGCAUAAAGUUUGUUUUUUUUUUUCCUUUUGGGUGGAACAAAGUUUGAGCCUUUUUCCGAAAUUUAUCUGCUUUGUGAUAUUAACUGCACUCUCUUCCUUGUGGGGUUUCUGCGCAGAUUAAACUUGGGAUUGUUUGAUUAUUCCGAAAUGACCCCACACCACUUAGUGUUAUGAUAACUUGGAACCUGUUGCACGCAAGAAUAAGUUGGACACACGCAAUAGCGCUAUUAUUUCUUCAUUUUUUGUUGUUGGUCAAAGAAAUAGUACCUGGAAGCCCUGAAUAUUCAAGCUGUGAUAUGGGGUACCUCAAUUCAGUCUUAUCCUCUUCAGGCCAGGUUCAUGCCACAGAAGAUUCACCUGUCAGUGGAGGGGGCCUCAGUCAGAAUGGCAAAUUCAGCUAUGGGUAUGCUAGCUCCCCUGGCAAGAGAUCUUCAAUGGAAGAUUUUUAUGAGACAAAAAUUGAUGGCGUUGAUGGUGAAAUUGUUGGCCUUUUUGGAGUUUUUGAUGGUCAUGGAGGUGCUCGUGCUGCCGAGUAUGUCAAGCAAAACCUGUUUAGCAAUUUGAUCAGACAUCCAAAAUUCAUUUCUGACACCAAAUCUGCAAUAGCUGAUGCAUAUAACCAUACCGACUCUGAGUUUCUGAAAUCUGAAAAUAAUCAAAACAGAGAUGCUGGAUCAACUGCUUCCACAGCCAUUCUUGUUGGAGAUCGUUUGCUUGUUGCAAAUGUUGGGGAUUCCAGAGCUGUUAUAUGCAGGGGUGGAAAUGCCAUUGCUGUUUCCCGAGAUCACAAGCCGGACCAAACUGAUGAGAGGCGAAGGAUUGAAGAUGCAGGUGGCUUUGUUAUGUGGGCUGGAACUUGGAGAGUUGGUGGCGUUCUUGCUGUUUCUCGUGCAUUUGGUGAUAGACUCCUGAAGCAGUAUGUUGUUGCUGAUCCAGAAAUCCAGGAAGAAAAGGUUGAUAGCUCUCUUGAGUUUCUCAUAUUGGCCAGUGAUGGGCUAUGGGAUGUUGUCUCAAAUGAGGAAGCUGUUUCCAUGAUUAAACCGAUUCCGGACGCGGAGGAGGCAGCAAAGAGACUGAUGCAAGAAGCAUACCAGAGAGGUAGUUCUGACAACAUUACAUGCGUGGUUGUUCGUUUCUUGUCGAACCAAGGUGCUUCUUCUCACAGUAACUCUGGCUAAGUGUUGAAUUAGAAGAGCAGUGUGUAUCUGGAGAUAGAUAAGAAAAGGUGGGACGAGGCAAAAUCAGUUUGUUAUAGUUGGUGAGAGACAUUCCUUGUAGCUGUGUACCAUGCAAGAACAGAAAUCAAAUUUGAACUCAGUAUGGUCCUCUAGCAUAGAUGUUUUCACAUUCAAACCAUAUCACUCCAUAAUUGUAGCCAGGAAAAAAUAGCUGUGCAAAGAGUUUACAGUGUUUGAAUUGCUCACACAUGACAUGAUGUUUGUAAAUGUGGUGUUGAUCCUAUUAAUCCCUUCUCUCCCAAACAAACUACUAGUGUGCUUGGUUGAACUUAUGUUCCCUUUUCAUUGUUAAUCUGGUUUUACAGUGUUAGUCCCAUCCCAUGUAACAUCCACACUCAUGUUCUACUUUAAUAGUGGCUUUCAUCAACUGUACAAUAAUCUCAAUCUGGUUAGAAAAAAUGUUCUUUCUCU